Bipolaris oryzae ATCC 44560 is the source of this 1284-nucleotide messenger RNA. RefSeq lists its product as uncharacterized. The coding region runs from base 1 to 1284 and encodes 427 amino acids. The transcript has 7 exons. The record is from RefSeq and is a predicted model, not a curated record. Lineage: Eukaryota; Fungi; Ascomycota; Dothideomycetes; Pleosporales; Pleosporaceae.
AUGCGAUUGCUUGCCUUUGUUGCUGCUUUGGCAAUUAGUAUUUGCAGUGUAAAAGCACAAAGCCCAGGAGACAAUGGCUUCAGACAGAGGUGGUUUUUGAACGUCACAGUUGGUGGUGUAUUUGAUGAAAUUCCUCAAUGCGCGAAAGCAUGCACUCUCGGAUAUCUUGAAAUGACCGGAUGCAAUCCUCUUGACCCUUCGUGUUUCUGCCCAAUUCCAGAUAUUGCACAGGGUCUUGACACUUGCCUCGCGUGGUUCUGCCCAGUCCUUGGUUAUUACGAAGGACUUUACCUGUACCAUUCCACGUGCAACAAUCCAAUCCGAAAUCAGGCAGCCCCACUAUUCAACGAGGUGAUCGCUGUAGCUUCCAUCGCUUUUGUAGCCCUGAUACUACGAUUCAUCACACGUUUGCCCCCUCUCUCUGUCGAAUGGGGCAUUGACGAUUGGCUCGCGACAGCACUUGUACCACUAGCUGCAGCCUAUCUUGCAGUCAUCCUCUUGGCAAUUGACUCUGGCCUAGGUCAAGAUGCAUGGAUGCUCAAACCUCAUAAGGUUACUGACGUGGUCAAAUACUACACUUUGCAGGAGCUUGGCUACGUCACCCUCACAUUUAUGACUAAAAUCACCGUUCUAACUUUCUACCUCCGAGUCUUCCCAAUAGGCCGGAUCCAUCAACUAUCCUACCUCUUCAUCGGAAUAUGCACAUGUCUCUUGAUAUCCAUAUUUCUAGCCCAUCUCCUUCAGUGCCUCCCAAUCUCCUUCGUCUGGCAACAGUGGCAAGGCACCCUAAUACCCCAGCCCGAAAACCCAAUCUGCAGCGUCCAACGCAACAACCUGAACUACGCCUUCAACAUCACAAACGUCAUCAUGGACGGCAUCAUCACGGUUCUGCCAAUACCCAGAUUACUUCAACUGAAAAUCACUUGGCAGAGAAAACUAGGCGUUUUACUCGUUUUCUGCGUCGGUUUCCUCAUAACAGGCACAUCUGUAACACGAAUAGCAAUCCUUCUCGAAUCCGACUUUUCCUACAACCGAUCCUGGUCCAACGUCCCCGUCGUAAAAUGGUCCGCCAUCGAAGCCUUCCUCAGCAUCGCCGUAACGUGUUUCCCGCAGAUCCACUACCUAGCCAAGCGCAUCAUCGGUAUCUGGUACAAAUCCGACGAUACAAGUCAGCAACAACAAGGUGGGAGUAAACAGACGUUUGUGUCGUCGUCGGGUGCGGCGAAUUCGUUCAGGGGGAAAGGGGUGGCGGUGUAUGAGAAUAUUGAGAUUGGGGAGAGGUGA